UGGAAAGGCACUGCCCAUGAUGCUCGCCUAUUUAUGGAUGCGUUGAGUCAUCCAGGGAUCAAUUUCCCAUUGCCUCCUAAGGGUUAUUAUUACUUAGUUGAUUCUGUCUUUCCGUGCACACUUGGAUUUAUGCCCCCGUACCCGAGGGUGCGAUAUCAUAGGUCUAAUUGCCAUAGCAAUAGCUCAUUUUUUGGAUAUCAAGAUUAUUUUAAUUAUCAAUAUUCUUCCCUCCGGAAUGUGAUUGAACGUACAUUUGGUGUGCUAAAAAAAGGGUUUCGAAUUUUGAAAUCAAUGAACCCAUACAAGGUGACACGACAUCGGUAUAUUGUCAUUGCAUGUUGUGUCAUGCAUAACAUUAUUCGAUCUAUUACACCGAAUGAUAAGAUAUGGCGUAAAUUUAACAAUCCGAAGCUUUAUGAAGGACAGAUUGUUGAGGAUAACCUGGAACAUCUGUUACAUAUGCCUGACAUGUCAUCUGCCUCAGCACAAGCCAUGGCUGGAAACAGGGACUCUAUCGCAAUAAAAAUGUGGGCACAUAGGGAGGCACAUUGAUACUUGCUUAAAUUUUAUUGUAU
Molecule: messenger RNA, 575 nt
Organism: Juglans microcarpa x Juglans regia
Lineage: Eukaryota; Viridiplantae; Streptophyta; Magnoliopsida; Fagales; Juglandaceae
Exons: 2
Coding region: 34-552 (172 amino acids)
Source: RefSeq, a predicted model, not a curated record